GCGGGGUGUCCUGGCUGGGCAGCCAGACACCACGGGACACCACGGCCGCGCAAUGGGAGUGACCCGCAAAGUCACCUUGCGUGCAGCCUUGACGGGCUCGAAGUUGGGAGAGAAGGAGGUCCAUCCUGAUGACACGGUGGGAAACUUGCGACCUCUCGUGUUGGCAGCCGCACGCCAAACUUCGAUGAUGAGUCGCCUAAGCGAAGCCACCGAACUUUCGGUUUGCCCACGCGUGACGUUGCUACGCUUUGACCUUUGCAUCAACAAUAAGGUUCUCUUCGAUCAUCAACUUAUCUGUGACUGCCUGGAGUGUGAAGAGUCUGCCGAAGGCGGCUUUGUGGACUCCGUGGACGUGGUCUACCUACCGGCUCCGUGUCUUGGAACUGCCUGUGGCUCUUCGGCAAGGAUUUGGAACCUCUCGGCACCUGGCUUUGGAACCGUGCUGGACCUUCCCAGCGAUGCGACGGUGAGAAAGAUCACCUUCAUGCCUGACCAGCAGCACGUCGUGACCAGCUCGGAUGAUGGCACUGCACGACUUUGGCGAUUAGACGGAGGUGAGUGCGUCCAGACCUUCCAACAUCCGUCUUCCGUGAGCGAUCUGGCGUGUUCCAGCAACAGUGAGUUGCUCUUGACCCUUUCAAAUGGACAUGUCUCCGUUUGGAGGAUAAAGACUGGGACGUGCAUUUGGCACUUGGAGAACGUCUACAUCCUCCAAGCGCUUUUCAUUCCUCAGACCGAAGAGGUUCUGAGUAUUGCAGAUGAAACUCCAAAGAUUUGGAACUUGCAGCGGUCAGAUCCCAUCGCGUCCCUAGAGGGACACAGUGCCGUGGUACUCUCGGCGCUGUGCUUUCCAAAUGGUGAGCGCAUUUGUAGCGGCGCAUUGGACCGCAGCGUGCGACUCUGGCAGCGCGAGGUGGACAGCUGGGACAGCUGGAAGUGUUUGAGGACACUGCAUGGCCACUUCGAUGGCAUCCGCGCCCUAGCUCUGAGUCGCGACUUCAUCGCCAGCGCAUCGGGCUGCACAGCACGCGUCUGGUGCGCCGGGACUGGAAGCUGCGAUUCCAUCAUCAACGACCAUGCAGGAUCCAUUCAUUGCAUGCAGCACUUUGGCUGGAGCUGGUGGAAGUUCAAUAUUUCGAGUGCCAGAGUUGGGGGAGAGGUGCAAAGCUAUCAAGACACGAGGACAGGUAUGUAG
Messenger RNA from Cladocopium goreaui, 1195 nucleotides. NCBI's taxonomy places the organism in Eukaryota, Dinophyceae, Suessiales, Symbiodiniaceae. The record is from the annotation of a GenBank genome assembly.